AUGGACGAGGAGGAGUAUAAGAAGAGGCUGUCGUCCAACUUUAAGUUGUUCGAUGAUAACUCGAAGAAACAGGCCAAGGAGUUUCUUGAACUGUGUACCUAUGUUCAUGGUAAAUAUGACGAGGAUGCCGGGUUCCAGGAUUUGGAAAAGCAUGUGCGUGAGUUGGAAAAGCCUUCUCUUGAUAAGGGCUUGAAGAGGGACAGAUUAUAUUAUUUGGCACUUCCACCCUCUGUAUUCGGCACAGUCACCGCUCACUUGAAGAAGAACAACUACCCCGGUGACGAGGGUCAUGCCAAGGUCAUUAUCGAAAAGCCCUUCGGCCACGAUUUAGAGUCGUCGCGUGUGCUGCAGAAGGCCAUUGCUCCUGUAUGGACCGAGGACGAGGUAUACCGUAUUGACCACUAUCUUGGUAAGGAAAUGGUCAAGAACAUUCUUGCUCUGCGAUUUGCCAACCAGUUUUUCAACGCCUCAUGGAACCGUCAAAACAUUGCUUGUGUACAGAUCUCGUUUAAGGAACCAUUUGGUACUGAGGGACGUGGUGGUUAUUUCGAUGAGAUCGGAAUUAUCCGAGAUGUCAUGCAAAACCACUUAUUGCAAGUGUUGUCGUUGAUUGCUAUGGAGAGACCUGUUUCGUUUGCUCCUGAAGAUAUUCGUGACGAAAAGGUCAAGGUGUUAAAGGCCAUUCCUCCUAUUGAGCUUUCACAGACUAUAUUGGGACAAUACGACCGAUCCGAGGACGGAGCCAAGCCCGCUUAUACUGAUGAUGAGACAGUUCCUAAGGGAUCCAAGGCCGUGACUUUUGCUGCUUUGCAAUUGUCGAUCAACAACGACAGAUGGGAGGGUGUUCCAUUUAUUCUCAAGGCCGGUAAGGCUCUUGACGAGGCCAAGGUCGAGAUCCGUAUUCAAUUCAAAGAUGUGGCUCAGGGCAUUUUCCAGAACAUUGCUCGUAACGAGCUUGUAUUGAGAAUCCAGCCCAAGGAAGCCAUCUAUCUCAAGAUGAACGCCAAGUACCCUGGUUUGGGAACUCGUACUGUUGUGACCGACCUUGAUUUGUCGUACCACCGCCGUUACUCGGACCUCAAGAUCCCUGAGGCCUAUGAAGCUCUGAUUCUCGACGCUCUCAAGGGCGACCACUCGAACUUCGUGCGCGACGAUGAGCUCGACGUUUCCUGGAAGAUCUUCACUCCCUUACUACACAAAAUCGACUCCAAGGACGAAGAUGUCAAGGUCGAAAAGUACGCCUACGGCUCGCGCGGUCCUGCCAGCGUCAACCAGUUCCUUGCCGACCGAGGCUACGUCCGAGACAACACUAAGAGCUACCAGUGGCCUGUCACCAAGGGCAACCUCUAA
This is a messenger RNA of Sugiyamaella lignohabitans, 1350 nucleotides long. It is a transcript of the gene ZWF1, whose product is annotated as glucose-6-phosphate dehydrogenase. The record is from RefSeq and is a predicted model, not a curated record. Bases 1 to 1350 code for a protein of 449 amino acids. Gene Ontology annotation, biological process: glucose metabolic process; pentose-phosphate shunt, oxidative branch. Gene Ontology annotation, molecular function: glucose-6-phosphate dehydrogenase activity; NADP binding. Lineage: Eukaryota; Fungi; Ascomycota; Dipodascomycetes; Dipodascales; Trichomonascaceae. The transcript has a single exon. Gene Ontology annotation, cellular component: cytosol.